AUGAUGAGGAAGAAGAACCCCAAGAUUCCCCUGCAUGACCGUCUAUUCAAAUCACUUGAUCAUCUAUCCAUCACAAGCCUACAGAACCAGACUGAGCUGCGCAACUUGAUCCCUGUCCUCCGCGAGCUACUUCGACACCGACAGAAGAGCCUUCCAGACCUCCAAGAGCUCAGACUCGAAGCUCCCACCGAAGGAGAUCCAACCGUAUUCGGAAUGCCGUGGCUACAACAGGAGGCAGACCAUGCCUUGCCCGAGGGGGUGGCAGGCGACUUGGGCAUGAAUGGCGAGUUCAAGUGGGGACAUCGAUUCUGGCAAGCUCCCCGGCUCCACACUUUGCAGAAAGGCAUUUCCCCACGCCACGAGGAGGAUACCACUAUGGAGACCAAGGAUGAGAACCAAGAUUGA
Messenger RNA from Penicillium antarcticum, 405 nucleotides. RefSeq lists its product as uncharacterized. The transcript is spliced from 2 exons. The record is from RefSeq and is a predicted model, not a curated record. Bases 1 to 405 code for a protein of 134 amino acids. NCBI's taxonomy places the organism in Eukaryota, Fungi, Ascomycota, Eurotiomycetes, Eurotiales, Aspergillaceae.